UUCUCUGCCCGGCUUUGAUCUCUGCUUAACAACAGUAACGUCACACGGACUACAGGGGAGUUUUGUUGGAAGUUGCAAAGUCCUAGAGCCUCCAGAGGGCUGUCGGCGCAGUAGCAGCUAGCAGCAGCGUCCGCGCGCUCCGGCGAGGGGCACAGCAGGAGCUAGAGCCGAGCGCGGACCCAGCCCCGGACCCACCGCCGCCCCAGGCCGCCUAGCCGAGCCCCAGCCAUGGCACACCAGCUCCUGUGCUGCGAGAUGGAGACCAUCCGCCGGGCGUACCCCGAUGCCAACCUCCUCAACGACCGGGUGCUGCGGGCCAUGCUCAAGGCGGAGGAGACCUGCGCGCCCUCGGUGUCCUACUUCAAGUGUGUGCAGAAGGAGAUCCUGCCGUCCAUGCGGAAGAUCGUAGCCACCUGGAUGCUGGAGGUCUGCGAGGAGCAAAAGUGCGAGGAGGAGGUCUUCCCGCUGGCCAUGAACUACCUGGACCGCUUCCUGUCGCUGGAGCCCGUGAAAAAGAGCCGCCUGCAGCUGCUGGGGGCCACCUGCAUGUUCGUCGCCUCGAAGAUGAAGGAGACCAUCCCGCUGACGGCCGAGAAGCUGUGCAUCUACACUGACAACUCCAUUCGGCCCGACGAGCUGCUGCAAAUGGAGCUGGUCUUGGUGAACAAACUCAAGUGGAACCUGGCUGCCACGACCCCGCACGACUUCAUUGAACACUUCCUCUCCAAAAUGCCGGUGGUCGAGGAGAACAAACAGAUCAUCCGCAAACACGCGCAGACCUUCGUUGCCCUCUGUGCCACAGAUGUGAAGUUCAUUUCCAACCCGCCCUCCAUGGUGGCUGCCGGGAGCGUGGUGGCCGCGGUGCAAGGCCUGCACCUGGGAAGCGCCAACAGCUUCCUGUCCUAUCACCGCCUGACGCGGUUCCUCUCCAAAGUGAUCAGGUGUGACCCGGACUGCCUCCGCGCCUGCCAGGAGCAGAUCGAAGCCCUCCUGGAGUCCAGCCUGCGCCAGGCCCAGCAGCAGAACUUGGACCCCAAGGCCGCGGAGGAGGAGGAGGAGGAGGAGGAGGUGGACCUGGCCUGCACGCCCACCGACGUGCGUGACGUGGACAUUUGAGGGCGCCGCGGCGGGGGAGGGGCCGGCCCGGGCUCCGCGGACAGAGCCGCUCAGGCCCGGCCGCCGUCGGAAGGCAGCCCGCCCCUCGGUGUCUUGGUGUUUUCCUUUGCUCUUUCUCCCUUCUGUCUCUGAGUUAAGCAAAAGAAAAGAAACGUCCCC
This is a messenger RNA of Physeter macrocephalus (sperm whale), 1275 nucleotides long. It is a transcript of the gene CCND1, whose product is annotated as cyclin D1. The transcript is spliced from 5 exons. Gene Ontology annotation, biological process: mitotic cell cycle phase transition; regulation of cyclin-dependent protein serine/threonine kinase activity. Lineage: Eukaryota; Metazoa; Chordata; Mammalia; Artiodactyla; Physeteridae. Gene Ontology annotation, molecular function: cyclin-dependent protein serine/threonine kinase regulator activity. The record is from RefSeq and is a predicted model, not a curated record. Bases 229 to 1116 code for a protein of 295 amino acids. Gene Ontology annotation, cellular component: cytoplasm; cyclin-dependent protein kinase holoenzyme complex; nucleus.